UUUUCUCAUGAUCUAGGUAACCAAAAGGGCUAUAGUCCGUAGAAGUCAAACACUCGAAUGAGAGAAAAUGAUCCUGAGAAACCUUCCAAUACUCCCAUGCAUCACAAACACCCCCAAUCCUAAACAAUCCACCAGAAACCCAACUCACUCCCUCUCUCUCUCAUCUCCCCUCUUUCAACCCACACCCCCUAAUGCCACUAACCAACGAGGAAGGCUACCUACACACCUUUCCACCAGUGUGUAUGGAGUCGUUCGAUACACGUGCGUUCACAUACAUUGUCGUGCUUCUUCUUUUUCUUCUUCCUACAACAUUCCCAAACAACCUCAUUUCAUUCUCGAACUCUUCAUUCUAUUCAUAUUCUCUCUCACUCUCCUCUGCCUCCGCCUCGCCUCCAGUGUCCUGUUGCCCAAUUUUCCCCACCGGUGGCAUCAACUGGUCGCGUUUUCGGAACAGGCUGAAGCCCAGUUUGGCCAUUACCCUUCUCAUUUAUGGCAAGCUGUUGUGGCCUACGAAGACCGAAGGUUCUUUCGCCAUUUUGGGAUUGACCCAGUUGGUAUUGGCCGCGCUGUGUUCUCCUUCUCGGCCCGUGGUGGCGGUAGCACUAUAACCCAACAGCUUGUGAAGAACACAUUUUUGAAGAAUGAGCGCACAUUCUCGAGGAAAGUUGUGGAGAUGCUGUUGGCUCUAGCAUUAGAGAGAACAAUAUCAAAAUUGAGAAUCUUGAGUUCCUACUUGUAUAAGAUUUAUUGGGGACAUGGUAUUUAUGGUGUUGAAAUGGCAUCAAAGUUUUAUUUUGGAAAGCAUCCAGCCAUUCUCAGUUUGGGGGAGUGUGCCAUACUUGCUGGGAUGAUACCAGCACCAGAGCUGCGAUCUCCACUAAGGAAUUCUAUCAGGGGGAAGACCUUCCAAGCUAGAGUACUUAAGAGGAUGGUGGAAGUUGGCUUUCUUGAUAUUAAGACAGCACUUUUGGUUGUGAAACAAUCUCUUCAUAUACGUGUUGAUGAUAUUGGUCGUGGAAGUGGACUGCUGCUUCCUUCAUCUUCCUUGGGAAAGGGAAAAGGAGAUAAGCACUCAAAUUGCAUUGAAAUCUGGGACUGGGAAAGAGCGAGCAUGAUAUGGGAAGCAGUUGAGGACAUGGAAAGAUGGGUAUUAAACAUCCAAAAAGGGACUAAAGAACUUCACUGAAGCAUAACAAGGAGUACCAAAGGUUCCAACUGCAAUAGGGCAUCAAGCAAAAGAAUCCUUCUUUCCAGUAGCCUAAUUAUAUCAAGAUCUAUUUAUGCACUCUCCCCCUCAUGUAAGAACCCAAAGGCAGUUUUGAGGAACCAUCACCGGAGUACACCACACUGAAGCGUCCAUUCAACCAAUCUUGCAGAUUUCAUUACAUGCACCAGCAGAUUUUGGUAUCCCUCUUGUGUCAGUGAUGACCGCAAUUAAGCGGCAGCACUUGAUUUGUUUGGUGUUCCCUGGUUUGGGUGGUAUGAAUUGCUUUCUCAACACUUUUUAUGAAAUCCUUUGAUCUUCUAAUCAAAGUGCUGUUGAGUAAUGAAUUUGAUCAAAGAUAUUGAAGUCCAAAGGACACAUUGCUUUCUCAAAGGACGCUCUUAUCAUCUUCAAAGGAUGUGCUAUCAUCAGACUAAUGUGUAUAACACAUGUAAAUACCAUACUGACUAGUACCUGAAGCUGAUAUGUGACACACUGAUAUUGUUUU
Messenger RNA from Rhododendron vialii, 1712 nucleotides. RefSeq lists its product as uncharacterized. Gene Ontology annotation, molecular function: peptidoglycan glycosyltransferase activity. NCBI's taxonomy places the organism in Eukaryota, Viridiplantae, Streptophyta, Magnoliopsida, Ericales, Ericaceae. Bases 68 to 1186 code for a protein of 372 amino acids. Gene Ontology annotation, biological process: peptidoglycan biosynthetic process. The record is from RefSeq and is a predicted model, not a curated record. The transcript is spliced from 7 exons.